This is a messenger RNA of Hydractinia symbiolongicarpus, 1476 nucleotides long. RefSeq lists its product as uncharacterized. Gene Ontology annotation, molecular function: nucleic acid binding. Gene Ontology annotation, biological process: DNA integration. The transcript has 3 exons. The record is from RefSeq and is a predicted model, not a curated record. Lineage: Eukaryota; Metazoa; Cnidaria; Hydrozoa; Anthoathecata; Hydractiniidae. Bases 1 to 1476 code for a protein of 491 amino acids.
AUGGGGAAUUUAUUACUGAAUCGUUUGAUUGUAUCAAUUUCAUCAGCGUUAAAAGAUGAGGUAGAUAUUCAUGACGUCAUUUGUUUGAAUGAUUCACAGAUUGCUUUAUGUUGGAUCAAAGCAGAAAAUAAAGUUUUUAAAGCUUUCGUUCAUAAUCGAGUAGUUGAAAUCCGAAAAAACGUCGAAGCGGGAAAAUGGUUGUACGUAAAAUCUAAGAACAAUCCUGCAGAUAUUAUCACCAGAGACCAUAGUCAAGAUGCUUUACAAAAUGAGCUGUGGUGGAGGGGUCCAGACUUUCUACAAGAAGAAACAAAUUUUUUUAAUGCAAAAAGUUCAUUACAAGAUUCAAAUGAAAACAUCGAUUUUGGCGAUUCCCUGGAAAUGAAAGAAGAGAUUGUUGAGUCAUUAUUUAUUCGCAACGUGAGAAAAAGUUUAAAAAAAGAAAAGCUAACAUUAAACUAUUACGUAAUCGCUGAAGAGUUGCAUGAAGCUAAAGUGUUAUGGACGAAGCAAAAUCAAAUUGAAUUGAAAAGCAAAGGUGAUUACAAAGAGUUAAAAAAGAAUUUAAGUUUAAGAGAGGACGAAGAGGGAGUCAUUCGUUCGUAUGGUAGAUAUAAAUAUGCUAACAUUCCCUUUGAUAACAAAGCUCCGAUAAUGUUAAAUCGUGAUCAUCGUUUAGCCGCAAUAAUUGUAAAUUAUUGUCAUUCAAACGUGUUACACAGAGGUGUAAAACAAACAUUAACCGAAUUAAGAUCAAAAUAUUGGAUAACUAAAGGUAGAAGUUUUGUUAAGAAAAUUUUGCGUCCUUGUACCAUCUGUAAACGCUAUAAUGCAAGACCGUUUCAUUACCCUGAACUUUCUGAUUUACCAAGUUUUCGAUUCGAAGGUUCCCGCCCGUUUUGUACUACCGGUGUUGAUUAUCUCGGGCCGUUGUUUUGUUCACCAGUGUUUGGAGAAGAUGAUUCGCUUUAUAAAACUUGGGUUGUAAUAUAUACUUGUGCAUCAAGCCGUGCUCUUGCUUUGGACGUUGUACAUAAUGGACAGUCUCAAUCCUUCAUAAAUUCAUUAUCACGUUUUAUUUCUCGUCGUGGGUGCCCUUCAACCAUAUUAUCAGAUAAUGGAUCCGUUUUUACAGCUGACGAUGCCCAUCAAUUUGCUGCAAAUCGAUUUAUCACGUGGAAAUUUAAUAUCGAACAUGCUCCAUGGUGGGGUGGUAUAUGGGAGAGACUUGUAGCUUGUGUGAAACGUUGUAUCAAAAAGGCUGUAGGUAAAAGUAUCGUUAAUUUUGUCGAAUUACAAACAUUGAUGAAUGAGAUAGAACUGAUUUUGAAUAACAGACCUAUUUGUGAUGACUAUGAUGAUGAUUGUGAGGAUAGAGAUAGGAAAAUGCGGAUAAGAGUCACCACCCCCCCCCCAAUCCCCGCCGUGUCCCCCACCCCCACCCCCGAAUCCCUGCCGUGUCCCCCAUUACAGUGA